Molecule: messenger RNA, 3573 nt
Organism: Pygocentrus nattereri (red-bellied piranha)
Lineage: Eukaryota; Metazoa; Chordata; Actinopteri; Characiformes; Serrasalmidae
Gene: pcsk6
Product: proprotein convertase subtilisin/kexin type 6
Exons: 21
Coding region: 293-3016 (907 amino acids)
Biological process (GO): peptide hormone processing
Cellular component (GO): cell surface; membrane
Molecular function (GO): serine-type endopeptidase activity
Source: RefSeq, a predicted model, not a curated record
CGCGUUGUGACAUUUACUACUCCACCGUACCGGGGAGCGCGAAGUUGGCAUUCGUGUAUGAACAGUUUAUGAAAUUAAACGGCUCAACAGUCGAGCCCACGUCUUAAAUAGGAAAAGAUUCGAGGUUCAAUUUAGGCUCCGACGCGUGUUUUAUGGGAUGCGUUUCGUCGUGGUGGAUCGCGGGCGACGACUGAUGCUCUGAGGUGAUUUUCGAAUUUAAACGUUUUUAACCGUCGCCCGCGGUCCGGUCGCCGCCACAAAGUUAACGGCGCCGCUUUUCUCUGCCAAAAAUAUGCGUUUUUUCGUCUUUUUCGUGCUGUCAACUUUCUCCGUGUGUGAAACAUCGCCCUCCCGGAGCGUUUUUACCAACCACUGGGCUGUGCGGAUCACGGGGGGACCUGAAGAGGCUGAUAAACUUGCUUCAAAAUAUGGCUUUACGAAUUUGGGUCAGAUCGGAGGUCUGGAGGACCACUACCAUUUCCAUCACAGCCGAGUGGUGCGCAGAUCCACCUUUGCCACCAGGGGCACCCAUAGCUUCAUCCACAUGGACCCCAAGGUUGACUGGAUACAGCAGCAGAUAGUAAAGUCUCGAGUGAAACGUUAUGCCCGGAGUGAUCCCAACUUCAUCUACUUCAACGACCCCAAGUGGUCAAACAUGUGGUAUAUUCACUGCAGUGAUAAAAACAGCCGGUGCCGUUCAGAAAUGAACAUCCUAGCAGCCUGGCAGCGAGGAUACACAGGCCGGAACGUCGUGGUCACCAUCUUAGAUGACGGAAUAGAGCGGAACCACCCAGAUUUGGCCCAAAACUAUGACCAGUUAGCCAGCUACGACGUCAACGGCAACGACCAUGACCCAACACCACGAUAUGACUCCAGCAAUGAAAACAAGCAUGGGACCCGAUGCGCAGGGGAGGUGGCUGCCGUGGCCAAUAACUCGCACUGCAUUGUUGGUAUCGCCUACAACGCUCGUAUUGGAGGCAUUCGGAUGCUGGAUGGAGAUGUGACUGAUGUGGUGGAGGCCAAGUCUCUGGGAAUCCGGCCUGACUACAUUGACAUUUACAGUGCCAGCUGGGGCCCUGAUGAUGAUGGGAAGACUGUGGACGGCCCAGGCCCUUUGGCCAAACAGGCCUUUGAAGUGGGCAUUAAAAAGGGUCGCAAGGGCCUGGGCUCCAUCUUUGUGUGGGCGUCCGGUAAUGGAGGUCGGCAGGGUGACCACUGCUCAUGUGAUGGCUACACCAACAGCAUCUACACCAUCUCUGUGAGCAGUAGCACGGAAAAUGGCAACAAGCCCUGGUACCUGGAGGUGUGCUCCUCCACUCUUGCCACCACCUACAGCAGUGGAGAGUUCUACGACCGCAAAAUAGUUACCACAGACCUACGGCAGCGCUGUACAGAUGGCCACACUGGGACAUCAGUGUCUGCACCCAUGGUGGCCGGGGUCAUCGCUCUCGCUCUGGAGGCCAAUCCGUUAAUAACCUGGAGGGAUGUGCAGCAUCUCUUGGUAAAGACAUCAAGACCUGUUCACCUCAAAGCUAAUGACUGGAAGACCAAUGCAGCUGGACACAAAGUCAGUCAUCUUUAUGGCUUUGGACUGGUGGAUGCUGAGGCGAUGGUCUUAGAGGCCAAGAAAUGGCGAAGUGUUCCUCCUCAGCACAUCUGCACCAAGAUAUCAGACCGCAGAACCAGGUACAUCCGGCCAGACCAGAAGCUGAAUGCCAGCAUGAGCAGCACAGGUUGCAGUGAACAGCCGGAGCAGCAGGUGGUCUUUCUGGAGCAUGUUGUGGUUCGAGUGCUCAUUGUUCACCCCCGCAGGGGAGACCUAGAGAUCAGCCUCAUCUCACCAUCUGGAACACGCUCCCAGUUGCUGGCAAAAAGGUUGUUUGAUAACUCCAACGAGGGCUUCAGGAACUGGGAGUUCAUGACUGUGCACUGCUGGGGUGAGAGGGCAGAGGGAACAUGGACACUGGAGAUAUCCGAUUCCCCCUCGCAGCUCCGCAACCCUGAGGUUCUGGGUAAGCUGAAGGAGUGGACACUGAUUCUCUACGGGACAGUUGAGCAUCCUUAUCAGUCUCAGGGCUCUCAGCACUCGCGCUCCCGAAUGCUGGAGAUCCCCAGCAUCAAGGGUCCAGAACCUUCCCCAGGGACUCCCCAACAUGAGGAUGAAGAAGAAGAGGAGUACAGUGGGCCAUGCCACAGUGAGUGUGGUGACCAGGGCUGUGAUGGACCAGAUGCUGACCACUGCCUAAACUGCAUCCACUUCAGUCUUGGUAACCUGAAGGCAGGGAGGACCUGUGUUAGCCACUGUCCACUGGGUUACUUUGAAAACAUUGAGGCACGACGGUGCAGGCGCUGUCACAGAGGCUGUGAAACGUGUGUGGGCCAUGGACUCAAUGAGUGCCGCUCCUGCCGAAGAGGCCUCUACUUCUACACAGAAGAGAACUCUUGUGUGGAGGCCUGUCCUACCAGCUACUUCGCAGAUGAGGUUCAGAAACAUUGUGUGAAGUGUCACGAGAACUGUAUGAAAUGCCUGCGAGAUUCUGACAGAUGUACAGCCUGCAAUGAAGGCUUCAGCUUAGCAGGAAUGACCUGCGUUCCAGAGUGUGCCAACGGAACCUUUUUUAACCUGGAGGAAAUGAAGUGCAGUCCCUGCCACAUCUCCUGUUCCACUUGCACAGGGCCUGGCAUGGAGGAGUGCAUUCAAUGCGUACAGGACUUCCUGCAGCAGGAAUGGAGGUGUGUGCAGAAAUGCUCCUCUGGAUACUAUGAGGGCGAAGGAGCAGGGUCCUCACAGAGGAUGUGCCGCAAAUGUGAAGAGAACUGUCUAAGCUGCCAAGGCCCUGGAAAGAGCUGCAUACAGUGUAGGGAUGGAUACAACCUGGUCAGCAGCACCUGCAUCAUUAACGCCACCUGUAACAAUGCGGAUGAAGUGUUCUGUGAGAUGGUGAAGUCCAACCGUCUUUGUGAGAAGAAACUCUUCCGCCAGUUCUGCUGCAGAACCUGUCUGAUGACAGGAUGAGUAAAAUCGGAGAGGGAAGGGAAGUGGAGGACGAAGCACCUCUUUUAUAUGGCUGUGUUAUCUGAUGUACAUUUUAAACCAGUUUUAUCUGUGGUUUCAAAGACAACAAACUCCUCAUUUCGAUAAACCCUGGAAGGGUGCUAUUUGAUUGCCAUAAGAUAUAUUUUUAAGGUUGUCUGUUUUAUAAACUUCAUAUAGUACAUGUAUAAAUUGUUUAUUUUUUAUUCAAAGAUGACAUCAUUAUGAAAUAGACUGCUAUGGAUAACUGUGUAUGUGAUUAUAAGGAAUAAGCUAAAGGACCAGCAUUCUCGGAGAAUCGAUAGACACAUUACCAGUACUGACCUCCUGAGUGAUUAAACAAUUAUGCAAGACUAUUGAUUUCAACAAGUGAACAAGAACACUGUGUAAGACUGGAUUUUUUUUUUCAGGAACAAUGAGCAUCAAGAAAGAUUAAAUAAUGCCAUAGUAAAGAUGUUGUACAUUUUGGAGCGUGUAUGUAAUGUUUAAAAUGUUUGUUCUUUAAGGAUGGCAGAAUAAACCCAUCUAUGGCCACUGUU